AUGAGUAUCACCAACGAUGGGCCCCCAGUUCAGACGGCCAAUACCGCGCUCUUGAGCACCCAUACUCAAGAUGCGGAGGGCUUGGCCUGUCCUUCGCUCAAAGACAUCUUUCCCAAAUCAGCCCAACUACCUCCUGGUCUAGAUCCCCCACAGACACAGUCGUCACCGCUCAAUGAGCAGCAAGAAUCACUUCUUUCUAUACAGAAUGCUCUAAAAGAACAAGAGUCUUUGCCCGAUGCGGUAGCUCUCAAAAGCGUACCGGGCGAUUUAACCAAACUAUGGGAUUGCCAGUCCCAGUACUUGGUGCAGGCUACAGAAGCUCUGGCUAACGGGAGUAGAAACCCAUCACUUCGUGCUAUGUAUGGCCAGGCGGGGAUUUUGAGCUUCUUUCUUCGGCUUGUAGCCUCCAAGGACGCCACAGAUAGUCGCCUGGUUCUCCAUAGCUUAAGGCUAAUUGGGAAUUCCUGCGCUGAUACGGACGAGAACCGGGAAAUUGUGGUAAAGGAAAACUAUACCUCGGCUAUAUUGCGGCAUUUGUUGCGGUCAGAGCUCAUCCAGGUUGUGAUACCUGUUGUAUAUAAUAUGUGCAUGGACUUUGAGCCUGCCCAGUCCCAAUUAGCCGCAAACAAGAUAGUGUAUAUUCUUUUGAGGCUGAUCAAAGACGACGCAUUUCGGGACAACGACGGCCUUUUGGAAUAUGUGUACGAGUUGAUAGAGCUGGUAGGCGAACAAGAGCAAGGAAUCAACAACUCUCCCGAAGGAACUCUCUCUCUCCUGACAGCACUUGCACUGGGCAAGGACGUUGACCUCGAACUAUCCCAGUUCAACUGCCUUGCAAGUUGUCUCGCGGCCUACCUUAACAACGAUAGGUUCCAGAACAUUUGUCUUUCCAAAAACCUGCUCCCUGACGUUGUAUCCUUGCUCGAACAUUCGCUAUCCUUCAAUCGCACAAGCUCAGUCGAAGAUGCCCAAUCCAUUACACAAUCACGCCUGAAAAUCAACCAGGCACUAGCAGAAUCGUCAGGCUCGCCGCUAUUCGCAGAGCUAUACCCAAUAGAUUCUCGCCUCUCGCAGACACUCAAAAGCUGGCUAACCAGCACUGAUUCUGAGCUUCAGAUAUGCGCCUGCGUCAUGCUCGGCAACCUCGCGCGCUCUGACGAGAUUUGCAUCGCGAUGGUCAGAGACCUCAAAAUUCACGUAGAGCUCAUAGCAGUUCUCAAUAACAACAACGCUAGAGGCGCAGUCCUCCAUUCUGCCCUAGGGUUUGUCAAGAACCUAGCAAUUGCCAGUGAUAAUAGGGAGUACCUAGUCGACGCUGGAAUCAUCCCGGCCAUCUCACGCUUAUGGCGCUAUGAGACCGUCCCUCAAGUUCAGCUCGCUGCAGCCAGUAUUGCCCGGCAGCUGAUAAUCUCCUCAGUCGAGAACAUCAGUCGCCUGCUCCAGCCAGCUAGGAUCACUCCCUCUUCAACCAAUGAAGAUGGCGACGGCAGCCAGCAAACCUACAUCUCCCUCCUCCUCGCCCUCUUCACAAAAGCCGACUCCACCCCAAUCAAGACUGAAAUCGGCCGCAUCGUCGCCUCCCUAUGCCGCACCCUCGUUCCCAAAUCAAAAUCCAGUGAGCAAGAGGAUAGAAAAGAUGCGCUUCUGCUCGAUGGGCUUCUCACCCGUCACAGCGGCAUAGCCCUUCCUCUCGGCGCCAUGAUCACUCAGACCCAGUGGCCUGUUGUCCGGAGCGAAGGGUGGUUUGCUCUUGCCUUGAUGGCUUCGACCGAUGCUGGUGCCGAGGCAGUUAUGUACUGUCUAGGAGAAAUCGAUGGAUUUGCGUUGAUUGAGCAGGCUUUGAAUGUUGAAAAGCCCGGAGAGGCUGAUGGUGAGACGGAGAGGCUGCAGUGGCGUAAAGAUAGGGAUAACAUUGUUGUGCUUGUUCAGGAGCUUUUGAGGAGCGAGCCCGAGUCGCUCGGUUAUUCCUGGAAAUCUGCCUUGCAGGAGCUGAUGAGUACACAUGUUGCAAAGUACCUUCAAGCAAUGUGA
Messenger RNA from Aspergillus calidoustus, 2031 nucleotides. NCBI's taxonomy places the organism in Eukaryota, Fungi, Ascomycota, Eurotiomycetes, Eurotiales, Aspergillaceae. The record is from the annotation of a GenBank genome assembly.